AGAGCGAUCGUGGUAUGAAAAGAACAAGCACAUUUUUCCCGCCAGUCGUUGGGAAGUCUUUGAUCCAGAAAAGAAUUACGGCAAAUACACAAUCAAGGAUUCUAAAAAAGCUGUGUAAAUAAUAAUAAAGGAUGUUUGAUAUUUGCCUUUAGUUCGGACUAUCAUGGUGGCGUUUGACAUAUGUUUACGCCGCUGCUUGCUGCUUUGAUAUAAUUUCACAUGCAGAAUCACACAGAGCCUUCCGAUACCUUCCCCUCUUUAGCCCCUGUAUUAUCACAACACGAUAUGCUUCCAUGGUCAGACAAAGGAGGAGCCUCUGGCAGCUCUUCAAGCACUCUUCGCCAAGACGAAAAUAUUUCUAACAGCAGCCAAUAUCGAUCAACCUCCAAUGCUGCCGAAUCAAGUCGCUUCCGUUCUCAACAACAACAAUCUCGACAAGGACGAGUUGACGAUCAAGCGUUUGACACAUUUGGAGCGCCACGACAAUCGCAAGCAACUUCUAACAACCCAGUUCAAUUCCAUUCUAUGCAACAACCAGAUCCUAUACUUCUAAACCGCGGGCUACCACCUGCACCACAAGAGCACACGAGCGAUGGCGCUGGCAUUCAGGCUUUCCUAAACUCGACUGCAUAUACGGACGAGCUGUAUGGUGAGGACCUCGUACCUGACUCAAACACCUACUUGUCACACCGACAUCAAAUGGACCAUCAGCAUAGUAUAGCAGAACAACAACGCCAGCACCAAUGGCAAGAUUUGCUCCAGGCAGAGGAUAUCGUGGCAUAUUUGCAAGAAAUGCGGUACACCGAUGACAUCUAUGGCGCACCGCCAGCUGUGGAGGCGCUGAUCAAGGAGGCACAAAAGGAGGUGGCGGAGGAGAAUCAGGCCAGCAGCAACACGGAACAGAACUGUGGACCGGCUGUGCAGCGGUUAGCGAUGGUACGGAAUCACUUGAUGGCUGAAGCGCGUGGCAAUGUGGAUGCAGCAGUCAAACAAGGCCAAACGUUACAACAGGAUGAUUGGGAGCAGAUAUUGUCCAAAGGAAGUGUUUUAUGAGUUGAAAAUGAAGAAUUAUUACAAAGAAAAAAUAGAGGGAAUGCUUUUGGCUUUUUGUCUUUAAAUAAAAGAAACUGCGUUUGCUAUAUGUAUACAUGGAA
Messenger RNA from Zychaea mexicana, 1154 nucleotides. RefSeq lists its product as uncharacterized. The coding region runs from base 220 to 1053 and encodes 277 amino acids. The record is from RefSeq and is a predicted model, not a curated record. Lineage: Eukaryota; Fungi; Mucoromycota; Mucoromycetes; Mucorales; Lichtheimiaceae. The transcript is spliced from 2 exons.